AGAGGUAGUGGCGACACUGAAAGAGAGGAUGCUCAAAAGAUCCUAGAGAUCUCCUCGAUGAGUCUGAAUCCUACAAACAAACGCCAUUCCGGCUCUGUAGCUGGCGGCGGCGGCAGCAGUACAUCCAAUCUGAUGUCGGCCUCUGAGAUGAAGCCGCUGAACGAGUCGAAGCGAAACUCUAUAAAAUCAAAGAUCACCAUAUCGGAGGAUGACUCUUUCUCGCUGACGGCGAAAGACUCUAGCUCGGUACUGGAGAUCAACUCGGAGCAACAGUCGCUUCCACACUACUAUAUGAAACCAGUCAAUACAUUGCAUUCGUCGUAUCCCAGUACGCAUCAGCGACAACUAUCGACAGGUAUGACUACCACAAACACACAUGCACCCGCCGCAGCCUCAACAUCAUCGACAUCAUCAUCAACAACAAUGGAUCACUCAUACUUACAUUUUCGUCAUCAUUAUCAAGAGAAAGUUGGUUUGGGUCCACAGUUUAAGACUCCAAUCACAUCUAUUCCACAACACAUGAGAAUGGAAGGAUUUCAACGAGCAAAGCACAAUUCCACCUCUUCUCUUUACAUAAAGAGUACACUUUCCACACCAGACAACGAUGAAAUACUUAGAUGUAUGGCAAAUGCAUUACUAUAUCAUAUAGAGAGAGGAACCCAGACUCCUCAAAAGCAUUUUGAAAUAUUUAGUGAAGAAAAAUAUCCAAUUACAUUGGAUUCUGAAUGUGCGAUUAUGUGUUUGGCUUAUGUAGAAAGAGUUAUUACAUUUUCAGGAGCAACAAUUAAUUCAACAAAUUGGAGGAGAAUUGUAUUGUCAGCUCUUAUUUUAGCAUCCAAAGUGUGGGAAGAUCAAUCAGUAUGGAAUGUUGAUUUCCUGCCGGUUUUCGAUAAUCUCACUGCUGCCGAUUUAAAUAAUUUAGAAAGACAAUUUUUAUCACUCAUUCAAUAUAAUGUUAGUUUAACAGCAAGCACAUAUGCUAAAUAUUAUUUCGAACUAAGGACAUUUUCAAAAUUGGAUUCGACUCACUUCCCACUUAAACCACUUGACAAGAUUGGAGCUAAACGUUUAGAGGAUCACUCACAAGCUUCAGAGUAUAGAGUCAAAACAUUUAAGAGAAGUGCAAGUGUCGAUCAAAUCAAUCCACCCGAGCCACACACCAGAGCUGUUUUGAAUUAA
This is a messenger RNA of Heterostelium album PN500, 1179 nucleotides long. RefSeq names its product cyclin-Y family protein. Gene Ontology annotation, cellular component: plasma membrane. The annotation marks the transcript as partial. Gene Ontology annotation, biological process: regulation of cyclin-dependent protein serine/threonine kinase activity. The record is from RefSeq and is a predicted model, not a curated record. Lineage: Eukaryota; Evosea; Eumycetozoa; Acytosteliales; Acytosteliaceae. The transcript is spliced from 3 exons. Gene Ontology annotation, molecular function: protein kinase binding.